Molecule: messenger RNA, 2873 nt
Organism: Ananas comosus (pineapple)
Lineage: Eukaryota; Viridiplantae; Streptophyta; Magnoliopsida; Poales; Bromeliaceae
Product: NAC domain-containing protein 14-like
Exons: 8
Coding region: 376-2523 (715 amino acids)
Biological process (GO): regulation of DNA-templated transcription
Molecular function (GO): DNA binding
Source: RefSeq, a predicted model, not a curated record
CACCGUAUCCCCCACUACCCCCACCCCUCCUUUGCUUUUUCCACAACGUGGAAACGAAGACGAAAAGAAACAAACGGUGGGUUUCGAUCACGGCGAAGCAGGCGAUCGCGGAGACGAGCUCUACGGUUUGGAGUGCGGCGGUGGAGCUGGGUAAUCGAGGGUUCGAGCUCGCGAAAAGGGACGGAGGGGGGUGGCGCUGGGUGAUCCUCACGGGGUAUCCUCCCACGGUGGUUUUCUCGAGCUCCGUCGAUCUUAACCCUCCUAGGUGUUCGAUCGCGGGGGGAAAGAGGCGUCUCGGAGGCGGUCUCUUCGGUUUGGAGUGCGGCGGUGGCGCUGGGGGGGCCGAGGGCUCGGGCUCGCGAGAGGGGAGCGGCGAUGACGGUGGUGCCGCUAGAAUCGCUCCCGCUAGGGUUCCGGUUCCACCCUACCGAUGAGGAGCUGGUCAACCACUACCUCAAGCGCAAGAUCACGGGGCGGAUCAGGGCCGAGAUCGAGGUGAUCCCCGAGAUUGAUGUGUGCAAGUGCGAGCCCUGGGAUCUCCCAGAUAAGUCUCUGAUCAAGUCAGAUGAUCGGGAGUGGUUUUUCUUUGCACCCAAGGACCGGAAAUACCCUAAUGGGCAACGGUCUAACCGGGCGACAGAAGCCGGGUACUGGAAGGCAACGGGAAAGGACCGUACUAUCCGGUCCAAGAAGAAUCCGGCUACUAUUGGGAUGAAGAAGACUUUAGUUUUCCAUAAAGGGAGAGCACCCAAGGGCGAGCGUACCCAGUGGAUUAUGCAUGAGUAUCGGACUACCGAACCUGAGUACGAGUCUGGUGAUCAGGGUGGUUUUGUUCUUUACCGCUUAUUUAACAAGCAAGAAGAGAAGAGUCCAAGCUCCAAUGCUGAUGAAGUGGAGAGAAGUGGCUUUUCACCUACACCAUCCAGGUCCUCUCCUGGUGAUACACAACAUGAUGCAGAUGCUAUGGAGGAAACUGCGAACACAUCAAACAAGGAAUCUCCAGCAUCAGAUUUGCAAGAAGAUCCUCUGAGUAUACCCAAUUCUGUUGAAAAUCAGCCUGCAGGUAUCAAAAGAUGGCUGGCAGAUAAAGCUGAUUGCUCAACAGCUUACACUGUUAAAGCAGACGAGAACUUUCACAAUAUAAAUCCUGAAAAUUGUGUGGGAGAAGCAAGAGCAAAGGCCGAUCCUCUGCACAAUUCUUUUGCUCAGAUUUCUGAACAGCAGAAUGAAAAAAUUGAUCCCAAUGAAUUUCCGAACAUCAGUUCCCCAAUGCUUCCAUACACAGACCAUCGUUUCUUUGGUAAUAUAAACCAAGAGCCGGACAUGGGGUUCAAUUCGGAUAAUAUUCAGAAUGACGAGAUGAAUGAGCUCUUGAUCCAACUUCUUUCCGGACCAGAUGAGUACCCGUUUGCUGCUACAGAUUUUCCGAAAGAUUCAGUUGCUGAAACAGCCCCACAGCAUAUCAUCUGUGAUGCAGCUUCAUGGAAGGACAGUGGUGCAAGCAGUGAUUUAGAAAUGGAGGGAGGUAUAAAUCAGGGAGCUAGUGUGGAUACUUCUGAUUUGUUUAAUGCUGCAUACUUGCAAGAGCUACAGAUGGAUGCGUGUGAUGAAAUGAAUCUCAGCGCACUCUAUGAAAAUGCAAGUCUGCUUCCUUACACCAGCACCCAAGAUGUAUACUCAGUGGAUUCUACUGCAGAAUCUUUGCAAGAAAUGUACCAUAGCGUGGAAGAAUCAAGUAAUCCAAACAAUAUAAUGGGCGGUGGGGGUAAUCUUACGAGUAGUGGUAUUAGGAUCAUUGCUCGACAAUCUCAGCAGCCAGUGGAUCCAAACUUUGUAUUUCAGCAGCAGGGCACUGCAAAUAGAAGGAUCCUGCUACAGAAUUCAAUUCAAAACCCGUUAUAUCCCAAAGCUGACAGUGAAACAAGCUGUACCAAACAAGACUGCGAAGAACGUGAGACGAUCUCAAAACCUGUAAAAGAGUCAUCAGUGGAGGAAACAUCGACAGCCGAGAAGGAUAUUCCUACAACUGGAAUUACUAUCAGAGCUCGGCAACCACGCCACUCUCUGAACUCAAAUAAUGUGGUAACUCAACAGGGCACGGCAGUAAGAAGGUUGCGCUUGCAAUGUAAGCUUCAGGCUGGACCAUCUUUUUGCACGGAUAAUGAAUCAAGCAGAACUAAAGAAGAUGGCCAUCAAAACAAGGUGGCUGAAACUGAGGUUAUGGAGCAUGUGGAUGAAAACACGCCGAAUACUAGUGAUGUUCCAGGUGUCGAUCUUGUCGACAAGCUUGCUGAGCUGUCUGUGCAUGAUGCGGAUGAUACGCCGCAGCCUCUGAAGACCUAUCAAGAAGCUAAACCUAAUCUGCGGCUGAGGGCAAAACGGACAGGCGAGCACGAAAACGAAGUACAGGGCCCAAUUUCACCAAAGAGAGCACCGGGUUCAAUCAUUUACGUAACCUGCUUGGUUCUCUCCAUGUUCCUUCUGCUGCUGUGUGUCGGAAUAUGGAAGUCCCUUCACUCUUAGUUUGUUUAGAGGGGUUUGUUGUAAUACAUAGUGCUUGAAUAGGGCUUUUAUGUUGUGUUUAUGUAGAUAUACACUAUGCGCUGAUGAUGCUCGUGCUGAUGUAUUUAGGGCGUGUAAUAUACGUCUAGGGUAGCCGCAGAAUUGUAAUAGAUGGAUCAGCUUUUUUUUCCCCUGUAUCUUUGUCAGCUUUAUCGUAUCUUCGCCAUGUAGUUUGUACUCUGAAGCGAAGUUUGUUAUAUUGGAGGGAUUAUGUAGUUAGUGUACUCCUCGUAGCUGUCAAAUAGAUCUAAUUAUGUAUUAUUAAUAAUCAUGGAGCAAAUAAAAUGGCAACUGCUGCUUUUUAAUUGUUA